Messenger RNA from Iphiclides podalirius (scarce swallowtail), 273 nucleotides. The record is from the annotation of a GenBank genome assembly. Lineage: Eukaryota; Metazoa; Arthropoda; Insecta; Lepidoptera; Papilionidae.
AUGUCUGAGCAAAAGAACUUAGAAGCUGGCCAACAACUGGUUAAGAAGACGAUGGACGAGCUGAUCCAACAAAAGCAAACAUCAGAAAAAGUCACCAUACAAGCAAGACAAGAGUUUCGCGAACACUACGAAGAGAGCUACGAAGAAGAGUUCGAGGAGGAGACCUUUAUUGACCAAUUUGGAAAUGAAACUACAAAGAGAGUGGAAUCGAGCAGCGAGACCCGCCAACUGAGCCAUGUGUCAUUUCGUUGUGCAAGUGGUGGUAUCAAAGUG